UUUGUUUGUAGUGCAGUGAACUAUUGUGUUGCGAGUGGAAUAUGGGACGAGACAAUUGGUACCUGCGUUGCUCGCAACGAUGGAGGCAGACAACUACUCAGAAUCAGGAAAUUCUUAUCAAUGUAGGUCAUGCAGCCGCAGCAGUUAAGCACUAGUAGCAAGUUUGCUCUAAUUUGCUGUUCACAGAUGUAACUACAGCACUAAUUGUGAUUAGAUGCGCACCUCACACUGCGGCAACAUGCAGGUUCUAAACAACUCAAACUCAAACAUCACCAGCACUUCAGUUGAGAACCAAGUUAGCACUGCAUUGCUAAGCCUCUGCUUUCUGAUAGGUAUUCCUGGGAAUAUUGUAGUUGUGGUGGUCAUCCUUCGGCACUUUAAGAAGGACAACUUUACCUUGGAUCUGAUGCUGAAUUUGGCUGUGUCUGACAUCUUAUGUUUGAGCACUUUACCUGCAUGGAUCUACGACGUGAACGUUGAUCAAAGCAUCAGCCCAGCUCUCUGCAAGUUUCUGAUAUCCCUCAUCUUCACCAGUAUGUACUCUGAUGUGUUGACUGUAACUUUGAUGAGUGUCCAAAGGUACCUGGUAGUUAUUCAUCGGAACCAGUGGGCCAAGCUGGGCAGGAAACAAGAAAAAAUUCUGCUAUUCUGUCUGUGGAUAUUUGCAUGUAUUCUCUCCAGCCCUUCAGCUGCCCGAGCACAAAUAGUAGGACAGGGCAACUACUGCAUGCGAAUCUCGGGGCUAGAUCAGGAGACUCUUGCCAUUCUCUUGUGUGAGACUCUGCUGGGGUUUGUUCUUCCAUUCUCCAUCAUAGUGAGCUCUUACUACUGCCUCCAUAAGGAGGUCAACCGGACAGCCUUCUUCAGCAACCAAAGACUGACCAAACUGGUGACUACCAUUGUGGUGACUUUUGUAAUCCUCCGGUUGCCCGUUCACGUGAUUAAUAUUGUGAAGAUACUCGCCAUUUCCCUGAAAUCAGCUAACCCAUCAGCCUCUGCAAAGCUUCUUUAUUUGUGGGACUGUAGCAAUGAUUUUGUACAUAGCUUUACACUUCUCAACAGUUGUGUGAACCCAUUUCUUUAUGCUUGCACAUUCAGACAACUGUUUCAAAAUUCUGGAAAACAAGAGAGAUCAGGGGUCUGUACUCAGAGCUCUGAACCCAGAACACCCACACAAAUGCAUGCCUGUUUACAUAUUUAGUUUGUUGUUGUUGUUGUUGUUGUUGUUUGCUAUCAAACAAGGUUUUAUGUAGAAAUCUCUGUUUCAGCUUGUCCAUUGCUGGACUGAGCCGUUGCACUGGUUAAGAACCAAAGAUCACCUAAGGCUACAUGUAUGUUCAGACUAGGCAUAUUUUUAAUUUGAAAAAACGCUGGCAGCCAAAAACAGUUGAUGGAAUCUUUUGCUGUCAUAGGAUUAUGCGCUAAUCAAGAGGUAAUAUAAGCCAACAUGCUAGUUUUUUAGCAACUUCAAUAAACACACACACUGACCAGAAAGUUUCUGACACACCCAGUUUCACUUCACAAAUGAAAAUGGUGAUACAGUUUAACCCUCACGUCAUAUAGCUUAUUGUCCUUAAAGUCGAUAGUAAUAACUUUCUACACCGCUACCAUCUCCAUUUCUGCUGGUUGUUAUUGUUGGGAUAUGGACGUCUCAUUACUCAGAUUGUAAAUUGUCAGCUGUCAAAACAGCUCUUGAUGUAGGGUGUUUUAAAAAGUGCAGAGGACUAUGCAAAAAUAAUAAUAUCCAUGUUUUGGCAACAUCAGAUUAAUGAAUAACUUUUCUUUUAUUCUUAUAGAUGUCUCAUUAGUGGUGCUGGCUUGGAUGUACAAUUUGUGCUCUGGAUUUUCUUUAAUUUUUGUAAUCCAGUAACAUCAUCACUGUGUAUUACUUCUUGUAAAUAUUAUUGAAAGCUAAAGUAUGGGAUAAAUAGAAACUUGCUUUAGAUUGGGGGCUGCAAAACAACUUACAAACUGAUAAUAAACAUGAAUUAUGUAA
Alosa sapidissima (American shad) is the source of this 1996-nucleotide messenger RNA. RefSeq names its product type-2 angiotensin II receptor-like. Gene Ontology annotation, biological process: immune response; G protein-coupled receptor signaling pathway. Gene Ontology annotation, cellular component: membrane. The record is from RefSeq and is a predicted model, not a curated record. Bases 215 to 1201 code for a protein of 328 amino acids. The transcript is spliced from 2 exons. NCBI's taxonomy places the organism in Eukaryota, Metazoa, Chordata, Actinopteri, Clupeiformes, Clupeidae. Gene Ontology annotation, molecular function: G protein-coupled receptor activity.